Messenger RNA from Carica papaya (papaya), 1810 nucleotides. Its product is annotated as cytochrome P450 71B37-like. Gene Ontology annotation, molecular function: monooxygenase activity; iron ion binding; oxidoreductase activity, acting on paired donors, with incorporation or reduction of molecular oxygen. The record is from RefSeq and is a predicted model, not a curated record. NCBI's taxonomy places the organism in Eukaryota, Viridiplantae, Streptophyta, Magnoliopsida, Brassicales, Caricaceae.
UAUUUAGAUACACACACACACACACACAAGUUGGUUCUUGUCCCUUGAGCGAGGAAGAUAAUCCUCUCCUCAUUUUCUUGAUCAUAAGUGCCCGUCGGUCAGAAAACAAACUCAGCGCAAGGCAUAGUUUAAAUGUUUCUGUUCAUAAUCCCAGCAUGGCUUCCCCUCUUGUUGCUGCUCUCCGUUCUGCUGGUAAUGAUGAAGAAAGUGAUCGAGUCAAAGAAGCAGCAUCCUCCAGGUCCUCCAGGUCUGCCCCUCAUUGGUAAUAUGCACCAACUUGACGCACUUGUUCAUCAAUCUCUCUGGCAGAUGUCAAAGAAAUACGGCCCUGUAAUCCGAUUGAAGCUUGGAAGUGUAUCUUUAGUCGUCGUCUCCUCAGCCGAAACUGCAAGACAGAUUCUCAAAGUUCACGACAUCGAGACUUGCAGCCGACCCAAAUUGCUAGCCACAGGCAUUUUUUCUUACAAUUAUCUCGACAUAGGUUUUACUCCUUUUGGCGAAUACUGGAAGGAGGUCCGCAGGAUUAGCGUUCAUGAGCUUUUCAGCAACAGUAGAGUCCAGUCAUUUAGGUACAUCAGAGAGGAAGAGGUUGCUUUACUCGUUCGAUCAAUCUCUGAAUCUUCUGCUUCCAACUCACCUGUGGAUUUAACCGAGAAGCUGUUUUUCCUGACGUCGGAUGUGAUCAGGAGGGUUGCAUUCGGAGGCAAUUUUGAGAAGAAUAAAUGCGAGAAGGGGGGGUUUCAAAGGGAGAUCAACGAAACAAUGACGAUUAUUGGAUCCUUCGCUGCUUCUGAUUUUUUUCCUUAUGUUGGAUGGAUUGUUGCUAGGCUCACAGGUCUAAAAGGUAGGCUCCAGAAGAGUGUACAAGCACUGGAUGCUUUUCUGCAAGAGACAAUUGAUAAGUAUGAAGGACAUAACGUAGAAGAAGGGAACGAGGAUCUUAUUGAUGUGCUCUUAAAGAUAGAGAAGCAGCACAAGGAACAGGGGUCUGCUACUCUCACCAGAACUCAUAUCAAAGCAAUCCUCAUGGAUGUAUAUGUGGGUGCAAUUGGUACUUCGCAAAUCACCAUGGUAUGGGCGUUAUCAGAGCUGAUGAGGAACCCAAGAGUGCUGAAGAAAGUACAAGCUGAGAUUAGAGAUGUUAUAGGAAACAAAGGAAAAGUCAACGAAGAUGAUGUUGAAAAACUUGAAUACCUGACCAUGGUGGUGAAAGAGACCUGGAGACUUCACCCUCCAGCUCCACUUCUGGCUCCAAGAGAGGUCAUGUCCCAGUUUGAGGUCAACGGUUACAAGAUAUACCCAAAGACCAGAAUCCAUGUCAACGUAUGGGCCAUCGGACGAGAUCCCAAGAUUUGGAAGGAGCCAGAAGAGUUCUUGCCGGAGAGAUUUGCGGGAAGCCCGAUUGAUUUCAAAGGACAGCACUUUGAGUUGUUGCCGUUCGGUGGAGGACGCAGAAUUUGUCCGGGUAGCAACAUGGCAAACACAUUGUUGCAGCUUACACUUGCAAAUCUUUUAUAUCGUUUUGACUGGAUGUUACCAGAAAGGUUGAGCAAGGAAGAUAUCAACAUGGACGAAGCUCCUGGUAUCACUCUUCAAAAGAAGACCCAUCUUGUGCUUGUUCCUGUUGCCCAUGUCUGAUCUUCUCAAAACACAUCUGUUCUCAAUGGUCUGCCCUGUAGAAUUAAUUUAAGAGCUUUUUCAUUUGCUUAAUUCCUAGGACCGAAUCAUUUUGGUUUUCUCGUUUCCGCAGUAAAUGAUAAUUUGGUUUUAUUGGAAUUCAGAUGUCAUAAUUGUGUCAUUUACAUGAAAA